AUGACAACAAAAAUGAUUCUCACUGACGCAGAAUCCACAUUGAGUAGCUCAACAGAACAAAUGGAAGAGACUACAAAAACAUUAUCAACUUCCGAAUCAACAACAACAUCAAUAAUAAGUACUGACGGCAAAACAACUGCGAAAGAAGAUACAUCUCCAGCUACAACAACAAGUAAACCUAAACCAACCCUUAGUACAUCAACUUCGAAAUCAACAGAAACAUCCAAUAAACCUGUGGGCACUACUACAUCAUCUAACGCAAAAGAUACCAUAGAAGAAUCGACUACGUCAAAAAUUGAAAACACCCAGUUGAUCGUUGGAGCCUCCACUUCCGUUGUUGGAAUAGUUUUAUUAAUGAUAAUCAUAGGACUGGUAGCCAGAAAAUGUAGUAAAUCGAAUAAACAAAACAAGAAACAACAGGAAGACAAUGAACCAAUUAGAAACUAGAGAGACCUUGCCUUGGCGGGAAAACAAGACACAGAUUCUCAGAGCAAGGUCAAAUCGUCCUCAUCCUACAACAGAAAUUACUACGUUGCGCACGCACCUCUGCAUCACUUCAAAUCUAGCGGAGGAUCUCGUCAUGAGGACGCCAAUAAAUAUCACAGAUAUUGACAACAUUUAACUUCAUCCUCUCUUGCACAUAAAUACAAUUAACCUGUUCUA
This is a messenger RNA of Saccostrea cuccullata (small rock oyster), 663 nucleotides long. RefSeq lists its product as uncharacterized. NCBI's taxonomy places the organism in Eukaryota, Metazoa, Mollusca, Bivalvia, Ostreida, Ostreidae. The coding region runs from base 1 to 447 and encodes 148 amino acids. The transcript has 3 exons. The record is from RefSeq and is a predicted model, not a curated record.